Messenger RNA from Hydra vulgaris (swiftwater hydra), 927 nucleotides. RefSeq lists its product as uncharacterized. The record is from RefSeq and is a predicted model, not a curated record. Lineage: Eukaryota; Metazoa; Cnidaria; Hydrozoa; Anthoathecata; Hydridae.
GUAUUGAUAAGUGCAUCGAAUUAAUUAAUCUUAUGAAAACUAUGUCUUUUUUUGUCCUCGGUUUUCUGUAUUUUAGUGUAUACAGUUGUUUUGAUUGUCAAGAUGGUCCUCCAGGAGUAUACUGCAGUGAUACCCUUAGUGGUUAUUAUAAUUGUUUAAAUAACGGAACAUCAACGUACGUAGAUUGUCAACCAGGUACCAGGUGUUCAUGCUACAUAAAUAACCCGUGUCAAACAAAAAACAUAUGUUCCAAUUAUAGCAUUCCACCGUCUAUGAUUAGCUCGUUUGUUUUGCAUUAUAAAGGCUUUCAAGAAACUCAACAUCCGCAAGGAAGUUACAUUGAAGAUUUACAUGGUACAAUAAGACAAGAAACCGCAAAAAAACAAUAUUUUCAAGAAAACAUUGUUGGCUCAACUCACACAUUCGUACUUAUUAUUCCCAGUAAAAAAGAUGAAUUCAAAAUGUACAAAGGAACGGUCAAUAAAUCUUGUAGUGGCUUUGAACUAAGAAAAUUUGAUGUAUUUUUAAACGAACUCACUCAUUUUACGAAAAUAAGUAAAAAAGUUGUUGAUAACUACACAACUGAAGAAACUUUUUUCUUUCGCAAUGGUAGACGUCAUCUCGGUCAAUCAUUAACUACAUGGGAAUGGGUUGUCAAGAAUAAUUUGAUUAAGAAAACGUUAGAACCAAUUUAUUUCAAAACUCAAUUUUAUGGAAGUGAGCUUGCAAGGCAAAUUAUGAUUACUUCAUGGACAUCAAUAAGCAUAGUUCCAAGUUACUCGAAUGAUACAUUCUUUCAAAUUCCAAAAAUAUGCAAAAAGUAAAUGUUUUGUUAUUUCAAUAACAAUUUCACAGUGUCAAAAAAAUGUAAUUGUUAAUGAGAUUCAAUUGUUUAUUUAUUGUAAAUAUUUAUUUGUAAUAUUAUGU